GGGUGUGUUCUGUGAGGUUUACGUAACCCGACAUAACCUAGUMAAAUUUUAUCUUUUUUGAUAAAGACAACAGUUUGUUUUAUAUUCAAAAAAWKURAUAGGCAMACCUGAGUUAYUGGAAAAUUUUGUAAAUUUUUGGAAACUAGAAUGAUCCCAUUAAAAUAUGGGCGCCAUUCAACACAACUUGCUCGCCAAACAAUGUCUUACCUGGUAACAAGGAGUUUAGUAACGAAGUCAAAAGAAGAAACUGUUUGUAGAAAAGCUGUGAAUGAAGCUGAAAAAAUCGUGGGAUAUCCCACCUCGUUCUUGAGCCUUCGAUGGCUCCUAAAUGAUGAGGCUGCCAAUGUUGCUAAUCAUAUUCGAAAACUGAUUGGCACCAAUCAUCCUCUACUCACCACUGCCAGGGAUUUAAUCAUUGGUGAUCGAACACCAACCUGGGGUCUGAUAGUGUUAUUAAUUUCCAAAGCCGGAGGUUUAGGCAAGCAUUUCUCCGAGAUGGACAAGGAUGUUACAGCAGGAAUUUUACAUAGUCAAAGAGUGCUUGCAGAAGUUACUGAAAUGAUCAGAACCAGUAAUAUUCUGCAUAACAGUGUCUUAAAUAUUAACACUAACGAUGUAGAAGAAUACUCAGAUCUGAACUUUGGAAAUACUCUGAGCUUGCUGACAGGKGAUUAUUUACUUAGCAACAGUUUUAAAGAAUUAGCAGGACUCAAAAACCAAGAAGUAAACGAAUUGGUAUCUAUGUGUUUAAGGGAUUUAGUGGARGCCGAAUUUAUAGGCCCYCGAGAUAAWCAAAACAGACCUUUACCGGCUAAACCGCUCGAGGAGUCAUCCGAAAUAAUAAUUCCUAAUGAAUUUGGAACUGCUCCGUUAAAAGUGAAGGAAGUUCUUGGAAAUGCCAAAGCCGAAUGGACUCUUAGACACUUUUUAGGAAGUGGUAGCUUGUUAGCAAAAAGUUGCCAAGCUGCUUUAAAAUUAGCUAAUCAUCCUGAGGAAUUUCAAAAACUGGGAUACCUAUUUGGAAGAAACAUGGCUCUAGGAUGGCAAGCGUAUUUCGACUUGGAAUGUUUCGAGGAAGGGUGCAAAAAACCAUUUGAUCUGAUAUCGGCUCCGAUCUUGUUCCAUUUACAACAUGAUCCUGAUUUCUACGCAGAAAUUCUAAAAGGCUCUGAAGACGUACGGAACUGUGACUAUGAUAGGAUAAGGGAAUUGGUGCAAUCGGGACCUGGGCUUGAAAUGACUCGCCAAUUAAAGCAAAAUUUUGUAAAGAACUGUUUUGAUAUAUUAGACGAAUUCCGAGCAACGGACGCAAAACGAGCUUUAGUAAAUAUAUUAAAGGUUUUAUAAUGUUCAUUGUAACUGUAAAUUUUGAGUACUGAUAAUCUGAAAUGUGUACAAUACGAGUUUGUUAUUUUCCAAUCUUUACACUGUGAUAUGUGCAAUAAAUAUUGGACAAAGCCAUUUUAAGUAUAAAUUUCAAAUGUUUUAUCAGAAAUUAA
This is a messenger RNA of Dendroctonus ponderosae (mountain pine beetle), 1499 nucleotides long. RefSeq names its product all trans-polyprenyl-diphosphate synthase PDSS2. Bases 148 to 1347 code for a protein of 399 amino acids. Gene Ontology annotation, cellular component: mitochondrion; transferase complex. The record is from RefSeq and is a predicted model, not a curated record. The transcript has 6 exons. Gene Ontology annotation, biological process: ubiquinone biosynthetic process; isoprenoid biosynthetic process. NCBI's taxonomy places the organism in Eukaryota, Metazoa, Arthropoda, Insecta, Coleoptera, Curculionidae. Gene Ontology annotation, molecular function: prenyltransferase activity.